This is a messenger RNA of Suillus fuscotomentosus, 405 nucleotides long. RefSeq lists its product as uncharacterized. The transcript is spliced from 4 exons. The record is from RefSeq and is a predicted model, not a curated record. NCBI's taxonomy places the organism in Eukaryota, Fungi, Basidiomycota, Agaricomycetes, Boletales, Suillaceae. Bases 1 to 405 code for a protein of 134 amino acids.
AUGUCCGUAUCCUCCACAGCGCUUACAGAGCGUGGUGCGGGUUUGAUUUAUGGUAGCCACCUUCUUCUCAGUGGGUACCGGGCGGGUUCUUCUACAAGUGGCUUCACUUCAACUUUCUUUAUCGCUAGGUCGGUGAUAUCGGAGAAGUCGAGGGGAAUGAAGUAUAGCAAGUUUCCGAGUUACUUCAUCAAGGUCAACACGAUUGGCUACAUCUUCCAGCAGCUUCGUGGUUCGUAUAAUGCAGACGGUGAGGGAUGUACACGCUGCAGUUCUGGCGUCUUGAUCACCAAGGAUUUCGUCGAUCGCUUGGGAUCAGAGUCCUUCAGUGUCAUUUUGAUAGAGUCGUUGUCGAUGGAGUUUGUCAUGAUGGUGAUGGAGAUCAAUCCAAGCUCCGAUUCAAUCUAA